AUGAAGUUGAAGGAGGGCGAUUCAGCGGCGGGGUUAGCAUUAUCGGAUGAGAUCGCUAGACGCGUGGCAAAAAACUUAAAACUCUAUGCAGGCCACGUGACAUCAUUCUCUCCCCAGCUGCUGUCAUGUGCGGCGGUCGUACGGCAGUAUUCCAAGGCUGGUGUCUUUCAAGCAUUGCCGGACUGGACAACCGUCGCUGACGAUGAUCCGCGCAUCAAGCAUCAUCCACGAUUCCACAAAAUGGUAAAUUAUCGACAUCUCACCAGUUCUGGGGACACAGAACACACUGCUUCUGGUUGGGCCAAUGUGGAAGCGACUGCCUCAACGUCACCGUCUCGUGACAUUCCAGUGAGCAGAUUUAUCGCUGACAACCAAGACCCUGCCAUCGCGAAGCAUGUCCUGAGCACUACGACACAUGAACCUGUGUCUCCACUGGCAGCCUGGUUCAACAAUGUACCGGUAACACCUUCGCCAACCGCACUGUUGGAACCUCUGACUCCUCUUUGCCCUUCAACCGCCGCCUCCCCAAGCAAGGAGCAUCUUCGUGCGAUGGGAAACAGGACACAACCGAAGACUGUCCGACAACACGGCAAGCGCAAGGACAGACAAGCGGAAGAUGAUGUUGUGGAUGAAACAGACAUGAUACGUAGAUCUACACCACGCCCAUUAUCCCGACAAUCUGCUCCGAAAAGGAAAAAGAAGUUCAUGUCCGAUCAUGAGGAAAACCAGCCAACCGGAAGCAUAUACGUCGCCCGGAAGCACACAGCGUCAUCAUCAAUGGCAAAUGCAGUUGCAGGACCACUUAAGGUAAUGUCAUCCGACACGGUCGAUGAUAAAGGUUUUUGGGAUGCAGACACCAGGCCGGAUGGAUGGGGUCGCGAUUCCACCAUUGCAACGUCGGCGGAGCAUUCCGUCCGCUAUCACCCCCGAAAGUGUGACAAAUGCAUCACAUUAGACAUACCUUGUAUUGUCCUGCCUGAUAAGAAGUAUGGUUUCACAAGACUUGCAUGUGGCAACUGCGAUGAGAUGAAGAUAACUUGCACAAUUGAUGGUGUUGGUGUCCGGGAGAGGUUGCAAGCAAAGUCAAAGGGAAAAGACCCUCUUCCUCCCAAACGUUCCAAGAUCUGUACUCCCAAAUCGUGGGCUGCCAAAACUCUAGCCAAAACUGACACCACAAAAAGGAAAAAACAACCCACUCGUGCGUUCCCCCGUGCUGAGCAAAAAGUCCUCGUGCCGGAUGUGUCGGAAGACUCAAAUGCAGAACAACCGAUGGAGCCUUCGGAGACUGUCUUACCACUAGCAAUGGUGCAACCCUUGACAAACACUCUGGUUGGGUCAGCCGGACUUGGCAACCAGCCCGAGCCUGAGCCAACUCCGAGAGAUAUAUUGCAUAGUAUUCAUGACCUAGGUAGACGGUCUGAUCUCCUUGCUACAAACGAACGGGUGGACGUGUUAGACACCAGGUUGCAUUUGGUGGAGGAAACACUAGAUCGGAGGUUGACCAUGCUGGAGAAAUGGUUGAGUACUUCAGAUCUGCAAUGGAAAGUGACAUCAUCAUCUCUGGGCAAUUUGUCAAUGGCCCUUCGGAAGCACAGAGACGAUCAGAUUAUACACCACCGUCGGGAGAGCAUUUUUGGAGACGGAUCAUCACAGCAACAAGAUGCUGGCCUAGUUGAUGAAGAGGGUGUCUCGCACAUGGGGAGACAACCCAGUCGUAUCAGCACAAGAAGGCUAGAUAAUGCCGGGAGGUCUGUAUCUGCUGUUCAAAUACCCGGAGCAUCACUUCCAUUGGUGUCAUCGCCUCUGUCUUCUCGAUUCUCCAGUGCCCCACUGGGCACAUCCGGCGAAUAG
This is a messenger RNA of Suillus discolor, 1851 nucleotides long. RefSeq lists its product as uncharacterized. The record is from RefSeq and is a predicted model, not a curated record. The transcript has 7 exons. Bases 1 to 1851 code for a protein of 616 amino acids. Lineage: Eukaryota; Fungi; Basidiomycota; Agaricomycetes; Boletales; Suillaceae.